Messenger RNA from Cryptomeria japonica (Japanese cedar), 1116 nucleotides. RefSeq names its product BTB/POZ domain-containing protein At5g60050-like. Lineage: Eukaryota; Viridiplantae; Streptophyta; Pinopsida; Cupressales; Cupressaceae. The coding region runs from base 1 to 1116 and encodes 371 amino acids. The record is from RefSeq and is a predicted model, not a curated record. The transcript has a single exon.
AUGGCAGAAGGUCGGCUUCGAUUCGGAACUAAAAGCUCUGCUGAUGUAACAUUGUUCUUGACAGGCCCAGGUGAGAUAAAGUACGGAAGAAAUCCAGUUUAUCUCCAUUCUCAGAUCCUCAAAAGACUGAAGAGUUUCGAGGGCAAGUUUUCCGACCGCUGGGAAUUGCAUAAAUCAACCGACGUAUGGGUAACUACUUCUCAUAAUUUUGAUCACUAUUUAAAAUGCAUCGAAAUCAUAUACGGUGAGCAUGUAGAUUUUCCCGACAUUGAGGAAUGCCUGGCGAUUCUGUCAGUUGCUUCUGAAAUGUCGGCUGAUGAGUGCAUCAACAAAUGCAUGCAAUAUUUGGAAGCAGUUCGUUGGAGUGAUGAGGAGGAGACCCAAAUUCGGAAACUUCUCUCUUCUGAUGGAUUGAAACUGAAAAUUUUACCAGAUUUAGCUGCCAGGUUUCAUCAAGAUCAAGACGAUGAGCAUAUAAAUUUUGUGGAGAAGAGUAUGCAAGAAACGGUGUCUCUUAUUAAAGACAGGGACCCCAGUUUAUCCAGAAAUCGAGAAAGUGUGGAGAAAUAUUUAGAGACGAUGUUAGAUAGAAAUCCAGCUAGAGAUGUGGUGGACGUAUGCGGGCGUGUGCUUUUGCAGGAGUACCAAUCAACCAUCAAUUCUCGUGAUUUCUCAUUUAUAACGCUGCUUUUUAAACUUGUUCAGCGCUGUAAUGGAGCAAUACUUGAAGUUGCACUCAAGGCAUUUUGUGAAGAUGCAGAAUUUAUGGAGUAUGUAAAGAAGUGGUACCAUGCCUCAAACAUUGGUCCGCCUGUGUUCGACAUUAUAAUGUGGUUUAUGAAGGCCACAGGAGACGGAAAGAUAACAAUUUCAAGAGCUUCUCGAGUUUCUUUUCUCACAACUUGGCUUCCCAUCAUGGGAUCAUUCAAAGCGCAUAGCUCCGUUAGAGAUAAAUUUGAAGAGCUCGACAAAGCAGUGCUUAAGGUGGUUGAGAGCCUCCCUCAAGUGGACCAGAAACGUAUUUGCGUAGUAUGGCUAGAGGUUUACAGAUUGCGUGGUAUCGACAUCGCUACGCCAUAUGUUUUGGCUCAAUAUCUGCAGUGCAUAUCGUUAUAA